Messenger RNA from Trematosphaeria pertusa, 1035 nucleotides. RefSeq lists its product as uncharacterized. The transcript has 2 exons. Lineage: Eukaryota; Fungi; Ascomycota; Dothideomycetes; Pleosporales; Trematosphaeriaceae. The record is from RefSeq and is a predicted model, not a curated record. Bases 1 to 1035 code for a protein of 344 amino acids. Gene Ontology annotation, cellular component: cytoplasm.
AUGGCUUUAACAUUACCCAAAUCGAACUUCCAUCAAUCCACCACCUCUGCCUCUGCUGACCGCCCAGGCUCAGCUGGCGCUGCACAUGGAGCCGUGCCGCAUGAGCAUACUGGAUUCGCCAGCCAAGAGCCCGACGACUUCACGCAUCCGGACCAUGUAACCCCAGCCCCAAGCUACGAGGGCGUAGAAAACCUGGUCAUUGUCUGCUGCCAUGCCAUCUUCCACCCGGAUGCCGCUUCUCCCGGCUUUCCGCUGUACAGCCCGUACGACGAGAACAACUGGCAUCUUGCCCCCUUCCAGAAGUCGAACAAAGAGACGGGCAAGCCAGGCGAGCACGAGACUUUCAUCGCGCAUAUCGUAGCGGGCAUCGAUGCCUUAAAAAGUGCCCCAGGAACAGACAAAAGCCUUCUCCCCAACAGUCUUCUAGUACUAAGCGGCGGACCUACGAAGAAAUCACUCACCCCCUUGAGCGAGGCCCGCUCGUACUACCACGCCGCCCUAGCACAUGAACUUGCUGAGGGGCACUACGGCGGCGGUCGAGCACGUAUGCUCUUCGAUAAAGGACGGAUCCUUCUCGAGGAGCAUGCCACGGACUCGUUUCAAAACUUACUCUUUAGUAUCUUACUCUUCCGGCGAACGACGGGAGUAUACCCCAAGCAUAUCCGGAUCGUUACGCACGCAUUCAAGGCGAAAAGGUUUUUGGACCUUCAUGCGCCAGCUAUCAAAUGGCCAGCCGACCGCGUCCAGGCACAAGGCAUCGAUCCGAUCAUGUCGAGAACGGAGCUCGAUGAGACUGUGCUGGGCGAGGAGAAGUACGGAUUUGCGCCGUGGUUGCAUGAUCCUUUGGGCACAGGGGAACUAUUGAGCGAGAAGAGAAAGCGGCGCGGUUGGGAUGAGACUGCGACGCAAGAGCUUGGGGAGGGUUUGGAGGAGAGCGUCAAAGAGUUGCUAAAGGGAAAGGUCCCCGAUAUUCUACCCUGGAGCGGUCCGCAACCAGCGCCACGGGAGAGCGUAAAGUCAACGGCCAUACGCUGA